GGAGAGACGGAGGCCAGCGCGGGGAGCGGAAGCCGGAGCCUGUCGGGAGCGACCCCGGGAAGGCCAGUCCCUCCUGCCGGAGGGAGGCGUGUUGGCGUGCGGCCGGUGGCGGGAUCGAUGGCCACCUGGUAGGCGAUGCUGCUGCGGCGGAGAGACGGAGGCCAGCGCGGGGAGCGGAAGCCGGAGCCUGUCGGGAGCGACCCCGGGAAGGCCAGUCCCUCCUGCCGGAGGGAGGCGUGUUGGCGUGCGGCCGGUGGCGGGAUCGAUGGCCACCUGGUAGGCGAUGCUGCUGUGGCGGAGAACGGAGGCCAGCGCGGGGAGCGGAAGCCGGAGCCUGUCGGGAGCGACCCCGGGAAGGCCAGUCCCUCCUGCCGGAGGGAGGCGUGUUGGCGUGCGGCCGGUGGCGGGAUCGAUGGCCACCUGCUGCUGCGGCGGAGAAACGGAGGCCAGCGCGGGGAGCGGAAGCCGGAGCCUGUCGGGAGCGACCCCGGGAAGGCCAGUCCCUCCUGCCGGAGGGAGGCGUGUUGGCGUGCGGCCGGUGGCGGGAUCGAUGGCCACCUGCUGCUGCGGCGGAGAAACGGAGGCCAGCGCGGGGAGCGGAAGCCGGAGCCUGUCGGGAGCGACCCCGGGAAGGCCAGUCCCUCCUGCCGGAGGGAGGCGUGUUGGCGUGCGGCCGGUGGCGGGAUCGAUGGCCACCUGCUGCUGCGGCGGAGAAACGGAGGCCAGCGCGGGGAGCGGAAGCCGGAGCCUGUCGGGAGCGACCCCGGGAAGGCCAGUCCCUCCUGCCGGAGGGAGGCGUGUUGGCGUGCGGCCGGUGGCGGGAUCGAUGGCCACCUGCUGCUGCGGCGGAGAAACGGAGGCCAGCGCGGGGAGCGGAAGCCGGAGCCUGUCGGGAGCGACCCCGGGAAGGCCAGUCCCUCCUGCCGGAGGGAGGCGUGUUGGCGUGCGGCCGGUGGCGGGAUCGAUGGCCACCUGCUGCUGCGGCGGAGAAACGGAGGCCAGCGCGGGGAGCGGAAGCCGGAGCCUGUCGGGAGCAACCCCGGGAAGGCCAGUCCCUCCUGCCGGAGGGAGGCGUGUUGGCGUGCGGCCGGUGGCGGGAUCGAUGGCCACCUGCUGCUGCGGCGGAGAAACGGAGGCCAGCGCGGGGAGCGGAAGCCGGAGCCUGUCGGGAGCGACCCCGGGAAGGCCAGUCCCUCCUGCCGGAGGGUGGCGUGUUGGCGUGCGGCCGGUGGCGGGAUCGAUGGCCACCUGCUGCUGCGGCGGAGAAACGGAGGCCAGCGCGGGGAGCGGAAGCCGGAGCCUGUCGGGAGCGACCCCGGGAAGGCCAGUCCCUCCUGCCGGAGGGUGGCGUGUUGGCGUGCGGCCGGUGGCGGGAUCGAUGGCCACCUGCUGCUGCGGCGGAGAACGGAGGCCAGC
Molecule: messenger RNA, 1416 nt
Organism: Sus scrofa (pig)
Lineage: Eukaryota; Metazoa; Chordata; Mammalia; Artiodactyla; Suidae
Source: RefSeq, a predicted model, not a curated record